Molecule: messenger RNA, 1006 nt
Organism: Acanthopagrus latus (yellowfin seabream)
Lineage: Eukaryota; Metazoa; Chordata; Actinopteri; Spariformes; Sparidae
Product: parathyroid hormone-like
Exons: 2
Coding region: 1-339 (112 amino acids)
Biological process (GO): intracellular calcium ion homeostasis
Cellular component (GO): extracellular region
Molecular function (GO): hormone activity
Source: RefSeq, a predicted model, not a curated record
AUGUGCAAUCUGGACUAUAAAAUGGUGUUCAUUUCCCUCUGCAUUUUACACAUCUUCGCUCUCUGUGAAGGGCGCCCCCUCAGGAAGAGGACGGUGAGUGAGGUCCAGCUCAUGCACAACCUCGGGGAGCACAAGCAGGUGCAGGAGCGGCGGGAGUGGCUUCAGAUGAGGCUCCGGGGCAUUCACACAGCUCCGGCCCGCGGCAGCAGCGAGGAGGCGGGCCGGGCGAGGAGGAGGAUGCGUCCCGAGGACCUGCCCGACCUGAGCGACCUGACGCCGGAGGAGAUCCAGUUCGCGUUGAGCCUUUUGGAAAAGCUCCUCAAGUCAAAGCAGACGUGAUUUGUGCUUCAUUGUAUUUGACCUUCAAAACGGUCGCGCUAACAUUUCCAACAUCCUUUAGACUAUUUUUAUUUUUAUUUUUUAUUUUAGUAACUGUUUUUAGUUUAAAUUGUUUCAAGAUGUCUGAAUGGGUCCCUAUUUUUAAAGACUGUAGACCACUUAUAUUUUGUUUAUUUAAACAUUUUCACUUUAUUUAUUUGAUGUUAUUUAUAGAUAUUGGUGUUGAUGAUACUAUUGAAGGGGAAACUGUGCCUUGACUAGGCAAAGCUUCCCCGUUGUUUGCACUUCUGUUUAAUGUUGUAAACCACUCGUAAAGCUGCUUAGUGAAGGAGAUAGAGAGCUGGACCAACUGUGUCGUUUAUGAUUUUAUGAUUUGACGAUGCCCUCAUCAAUGGGCAUUCCUGCCUUUCAAUUCAUGUACAUUUCAUUUAGUUUAUAGAAUAUGUGUGAUUACAUUGCAGACCUAUCGAUGCUAUUUUUUCCUCUCGUAUGUUUAGUGUAAAACGGAAAAAAAAAUACUUCUAUGCACUUCAAAAACAUAAUGUGUAUUUUUUAUAUGUACACAAUGUUUCAUUGUAUAAGACCGUUUUAAUUUUUUUUUUUAUAAAUAAGCGAAGGGUGUAUAAUGUGAUAAAUGUAAUUUAUUUUAAAAAAUGUUUUUUUUUUU